AUGGCAGACCCCUCUUCAAGGCCUCUCUACUCGGACUACGAAUACCAGGACGACAACUCUCACACACAGCAGAGGAGAGCCCCUGGCAUAAACAUCUUUGGUCUCAGUAAUAACAAUAGCAGCGGUGGUUACCAUCUCAUGCCGUCAGGAGGACACGAGAUGGCCGAUCUCAACGAUUCUACUCCCGGACUCGGAAUCUCCAAUAUGGGAUCGGCCUCCAAUGCCCAUUCCCAGUCUCCGGAUCCGACUCAUCAUGCCAGAAUGAGUCCACCCGAGACACCGCAUUCCUUUCACAACCUGCUGGGCGACUCGACCAAUGCGUCGCCGAGACAUCAGCCAGACCCUUCUUUUAGUCCGCGGGUCGCCAAUUCUCAGGGAACUCCAGAGCCGUACUCUGAGAUCUGGGCGCCCUCUAUGCCUCGCUCUGCAAGAAACUCCAACACGGAUCUCACUGAUGCUUCUGAAAAGAUCAAGGAAAUGCCCACGACACAGCAACGCGAGAUCACGCCCUCUUCAUCGAGUCGCGAUGGUCCACCAAUUCCCAAGAUCGUUGAGCCUAGAAAGGAUGAGAUGGACGACGAGUUUGACGAUGAGAUCUUUUACAAGAAGUUUGCUGAGCCUCCAAAGGGUUGCUCUUCAAGCCGAGAUAUUCACCAGCCCAGAUUGAGUUGGCUGUCCAUCACAAUUUAUGUUCUCUCUGUCUAUUCUACUGUCGGUAGUGGCAUCUGGCUAGUAACUGCCAUCCUCCAACCUCGAUGGGGCCACAAGAUCGCCUCAGGAGCCUCACUCUCACCUUCUACAGCCACGACACUCGCUGCUCUUUUAGCCAAGACCAUCGAAAUGUCUUUCGUCACCGUCUUCGUCUCAUGUAUCGGCCAAGUCCUCACCCGAAGAGCUUUCAUCCGCAAAGCCCACGGAAUGUCACUCGCUGAGAUGACGAUGCGCAACUGGGUCAUCCAGCCCGGAUCUCUCAUCACUCACUUCGAGACGCUGCCAUCCUCGUCACUGACUCUUCUCGGCAUGCUGUCUCUCACUGCCACCCUCGCUGCGUCGUUCUACACCACCGCCUCGGACGCAAUGGUCUCGCCGAAGCUCAAGUCUGGAAGCUGGGAGAGCAAGGAACUGACGGGCUACGUGCGCGCCUCGUACGCCAAUGCGGCGUACGUCCGUGAGGAUUGCCCGUAUCUCUUCAACUCGACCGAGGACAUCCACGCCGCCGAGUCUUGUAUGAACGUCCAGUUCUCGGGACAGUCUUACCGAAACCUGCUUAACUAUAUGAAUACGUGGACGGCCAUAAACCGCAACGGCACCGUAAUCUCGACUGACUUGAAGAAGCGACCUGGCGGAACUACCCUGCUCCACGACAACACCACCAUGCAUGGUUCCUGGAUCGAGACCGAGCACGGCGAUGUCGCAGCGCAGUUCGAGGACUUGGGACGCAUCAUUAAUAAUGUCACAUUGGCCCUUCCUCAUCCUGGCGUCUACGCCGCUUCCACCCUCAAGCAGAACGGCAUCCUUCAGCCCGACGAUCUCGCCGGUGUGGGAGAGUACACCGUUCGGGCUGGAGUCGUUUCGCCUUCUGUCAAUGUCUUGUGUGUCGAUAUGGACAAAAAGGAACUUGCGCCUCUUGUUUACACCCAGUGGCCACACUCCAAGAAUAGCAACACUGAUGUGCCUGGGCAAAAGAAGGGAUGGGCCGGUUGGACUGGCGAGGUGCCUCAGCCGCUUGAUAAGAAGGGGAAGGAUUACUACCUCAACCGAACUGAUGUUGAUGAUAUCUUCAAAUGGGGGCCCAAGUACGAGCGUCGCCCUCCGGUUUUCCAGAUGUACCCCUUUGAUUUCAAUCUUCUCACCAACGCCACUGUCUACGCAGCUGAUUCUAUCUACACCCUUGGCAAAGCAGCCACCAGCACAAACUACACUCUCUGCCAGCUUCGCUCCUGGGUAUCACCCAACUGCUCUACCGAGUUCAACAUCUCUGGAACUGCUGGUGCAACCUUGAAGUCCCACUGCGAGGACGACAGUGAUGAAAAUGCCUAUCGCAGGUCAUUCCCUGCUGACCAGGGUUGGUCUCUUCCUUCUCUGGACUGGAAGUGGCUCGCCGAUCAAUGGCGCUUGUCCAUGGAUCUCAACGGAGGCACCGUUAACAACAACGCUUCCAACGCCCGUAUCCUUACACAGCUCGCCUUGCACGAACCUGAGUUGCCCGCUUCGCAACCCUCCAUGGCCGAAGCCCUCGCCGUGUACUCCAGCUCUCUCAUCAUGAUCAGCGCCAUCGACACGCCCUUCCGCCACUACUGGGACCAAGACCCGGAGAAGUACCCCACCAACGUGAUCCCCGAAGCGCCCGGUUUCGCCCAGACCUUCAACGCAUCGCUCAUCACGCAGGAGUACACGUCCGGCCACACCCAGGGCUGGCAGAACAUCUUCUACGUCAUCCUCGUGCUGGUCUUCGCCAUCAACCUCUUCUGCCUGGGCUACUUCAUCAUGCGCUCCGGCCUAGUGACGGACUUUACAGAGCCGCAGAACCUGUUCUCGCUGGCGAUCAACAGCCCGCCCAGCAACAGCUUUCACGGCAGCUGCGGUGGCGGUCCUGAGAAGAGGCACCUCGUUGUUCCCUGGAAGGUGGCCUAUGCGCCGAGCGCGAACCAUUUCUUCUUCCAGGAUACGUCCACGGGCAAGGAGACAGAGAUAGAGACUCCUGGGGGGUUGAACUCUAGCUCGUAUGCCAUUCGACUUCGAGUUUACCAUAUCGAUGAGAAAACCCUCAAGGAUGCCGAAAACACAGCUCUGGCUAUGGAUCUCUGGAAGGCUGGUGUCGUUACAGAGACGUGA
Molecule: messenger RNA, 2835 nt
Organism: Fusarium sp. VM40
Lineage: Eukaryota; Fungi; Ascomycota; Sordariomycetes; Hypocreales; Nectriaceae
Source: the annotation of a GenBank genome assembly